AUGUCAUGUGACUAUCACCACACAGAUCCAGAACGGGCGUACCUGGAUAUACCGGCGGCAUCUCAUCGACGCUCGCUACAGGCGUUUGAUAAGGAAGCAAUUCAAUCUCCUAGGCUUUAUAUCACCAUGUCGCAGCGAAGCAGCUACGGUAUUCCUUUGACAUGGUGUGGUCGUGGUCUUACUACUAACUUCGCCCUUACUCGCAAUGCUAACCUACUUUCCAAGUAA
Molecule: messenger RNA, 228 nt
Organism: Arctia plantaginis
Lineage: Eukaryota; Metazoa; Arthropoda; Insecta; Lepidoptera; Erebidae
Source: the annotation of a GenBank genome assembly